AUGGUGCCAAGCAUGAAGGGAGCCUGCCUCUGCGGAGGUGUUCAGUUUUGUGUUAAAGGCGAACCAGAGGUUGUCUUCAUUUGCUACUGUACUCAUUGCUCCAAAAAUGCCGGGGCCACUGGUCAAAUAUCUGCCAAAUUCAAGAAGGAGCAUGUUGAGCUCAAACAACACCCAGAACUCUUAAAGACUUGGAUCUUAAAAGACAAUCUAAGUGGCAAUGAGAAACACAAAGUUUUCUGCUCCCAGUGUGGUUGUACUCUGUGGACUAUUCCUAUGAAGCAUGGUGGAAGUCAUUUCAUUGUCCGCACGUCUUUGCUCGAAGAUGGUCUGAGUCGUCUUCCAUACAAGGUCGAGUUUUUUGCCUCCAGAAAGGUAGACGUCGCCGCUGAUCACGUAAAAUCAUUCGAGACAAUGCCUGGGCACUAG
Penicillium longicatenatum is the source of this 426-nucleotide messenger RNA. RefSeq names its product GFA family protein. The coding region runs from base 1 to 426 and encodes 141 amino acids. The record is from RefSeq and is a predicted model, not a curated record. Gene Ontology annotation, molecular function: carbon-sulfur lyase activity. The transcript is spliced from 3 exons. NCBI's taxonomy places the organism in Eukaryota, Fungi, Ascomycota, Eurotiomycetes, Eurotiales, Aspergillaceae.